GAAGUUCCGUCGCAAACUCGCAUGACCUAUCUUUCUUCAUUUCAGAAAGCAUCAGAAAGUGACAACGUAAAACGUACGUUAGACGUUCGUUAAUGUCUUUUUGAAGAUUCCUGUCACGGGAACGUCUUUUGGACGUAAAUUCAAAUAAAUAUGAAACCCUUAAUGUUGCACGGUCACGAUCGUGCGAUCACGACGAUUAAAUACAACAGAGAAGGUGAUUUGUUAUUCUCUGCCAGUAAAGACAAACAGCCUAACGUUUGGUACUCUUUGAACGGAGAACGCCUUGGUACUUUCGAUGGCCACAAUGGUUCGGUUUGGUGUAUCGACGUCAGUUGGGACACGACGAAACUCAUGUCCGGCAGUGGUGACAAUACGUUACGUAUAUGGGACUGCCAAACAGGAAAGGAGAUCGGUCAAAUGUCCACAAAGAGUUCCGUGAGGACUUGCAGUUUCAGUUAUUCGGGAAACAUGGCUGUGUUCUCCACCGACAAAGCUCUAGGCCAACAAUGUGAGAUGCUAAUGAUCGACACGAGAAACGUCGAAAGCACCAUCGAUGCCAACGAUGCAUACUUCAAAAUCCUAAUGCCUGGCUCUCGUGUCUCUGCAAUUUUGUGGGGAGCUCUCGACGAGACCAUUAUCACUGGUCAUGAAGACGGAGAGAUCAUUAUCUGGGACGUCAGGACCGGUAAGAAAAUAAACAACAUGAAAGCCCACAAGUCUCAGAUUAAUGACAUGCAGUUCAACAAGGAAGGCACGAUGUUUGUUACGGCAUCGAAAGAUCAUACCUCGAAGCUCUUUGAUAGCGAGUCUUUGAUGUGCGUGAAGACUUACAAGACCGAGAGACCUGUAAAUUCAGCAACGAUCUCUCCUAUUCUUGAUCAUGUUGUAUUGGGUGGUGGUCAAGAUGCGAUGGACGUAACCACAACCUCGACUCGACAAGGGAAAUUCGACUCUCGUUUCUUCCAUUUGGUGUUCGAAGAGGAAUUCGCUCGUUUAAAGGGCCACUUCGGUCCAAUCAAUUCGUUGGCUUUUCAUCCUAGUGGACGCAGUUUCUCGACAGGAGGAGAAGAUGGUUAUAUUCGAAUCAAUACGUUUGACCAAUCUUAUUUCGACUUCCAUUUUGAAUAUUAAUUAUAUUACCGAAUAAACUGUACACCUGCGUAUACUUAAA
Messenger RNA from Orussus abietinus, 1171 nucleotides. It is a transcript of the gene eIF3i, whose product is annotated as eukaryotic translation initiation factor 3 subunit I. Gene Ontology annotation, cellular component: eukaryotic translation initiation factor 3 complex, eIF3m; cytoplasm. Gene Ontology annotation, biological process: cytoplasmic translational initiation. Gene Ontology annotation, molecular function: protein binding; translation initiation factor activity; RNA binding. Lineage: Eukaryota; Metazoa; Arthropoda; Insecta; Hymenoptera; Orussidae. The transcript is spliced from 5 exons. The coding region runs from base 151 to 1131 and encodes 326 amino acids. The record is from RefSeq and is a predicted model, not a curated record.